AAAAAUAUAAAAAUAUAAAAAUAAAUAAAUAUUCAGAAUUCUCGCAAUUCUUUAUUAGAAAAAGCUCUCCGGAGCACCACUGCGUUUCCGUUCCGAAACCCUAGAAUUUGCUCCUCUCUCUAAUUUUCGAGCUCCGCUAUUUUUUUCUCUAAAUUAUUGAUUAGGGUUUGCAGGCAUUGUAUGAAAAGUUAGCAGUGGAAGAGAAAGAUGUCAGGAUCAGAGACGGGAGUGAUGGCGAGUAGAGAGGCCUUCAGCGUGGGGCUUCAGCAGAAGACUCAGCCGCUCGUACAGAACAUGCGCUUGGCGUUCGGUGUCGACAGCGGUUCCGUUUACAAGCCCGUCGGCGCGGCUACAGCAGCCUCAACCUCGACCUCGACCUCGCCGACUUACCAACCCUCCGGCGAUGGUGGAUCCACCACCGCUAUCGCCGGUGGUGGGGCCAUGGUUAAUGUGAAUGUGAGCAGUAUGGGUGGUAGUGGCGGUGAGACCGUGAAGAGGAAGAGAGGGAGACCCAGGAAGUACGGGCCAGAUGGAGCUAUGGCAUUGGGUCUCACCCCUGCGCCUCAGUCUGUCACGGUAAACCAGUCAGGUGGAGUCUUUUCUUCUCCUCCUCCUCUUCCUUCGGUUCCUACACCGCCUUCUGGAGGCCCAGCCUCACCCACUUCGUUCAAGAAAGCUAGGGGUAGACCGCCCGGUUCUAGCAAGAAGCAACAAUUGGAAGCUCUGGGAUCAGCAGGUGUUGGGUUUACACCACAUGUUAUCACUGUGAAAGCUGGAGAGGAUGUAUCGUCGAAAAUAAUGUCAUUUUCUCAGCAUGGUCCAAGGGCUGUCUGCAUCCUGUCAGCAAAUGGAGCCAUAUCUAAUGUUACUCUUCGCCAACCAGCCACAUCUGGAGGAACUGUAACUUAUGAGGGGCGGUUUGAAAUUCUGUCCCUUUCUGGUUCGUUCCUGCUAUCUGAAAAUGGUGGUCAGCGGAGCAGAACUGGGGGUUUAAGUGUGUCUUUAUCUGGCCCAGAUGGUCGUGUUUUAGGUGGGGGUGUGGCAGGUCUUCUCACAGCUGCAUCCCCUGUUCAGGUAGUGGUGGGGAGUUUUAUUGCAGAUGGUCGAAAGGAAUCAAAGUCAGCAAAACAGAAUUACCAGAUGGAAGCUUUGACUGCCCCACCAAAGUUUGCCCCUGGUGGUGGGCCAACAGGGGCCAGCAGCCCGCCGUCACGCGGGACCCUUAGUGAAUCCUCAGGUGGGCCGGGAAGCCCACAUAACCAUAGUACAGGAGCUUGCAAUAACAGUAACCCACAGGGGAUGUCUAGCAUACCGUGGAAGUGAAAACUAAACAACCCCUUGUACCUAUUAAUCUUUUUAACCUAUUUGUGUUGUAGCCUUGUAGGGAGGCAGGGGCUCUAAUGUUGUGUUUUCAUUUAUUUUUAAGCCUUCAGAGACCAUUUGUAAUUCAGGCCCUUGUGUACGUCUGUAGAAUAAGGACUAGAAUAGUUUCCAGCCUGAACAUUGUUGGCUGCUGCCUGCUGAAAAGUGCCAACCAGUUAGUGACAGGUGCCCUUUGCACUUACUAAGUUAGAAAUUAGAGAGAGAGCUUCUGCUCUUAGGAAUUUCUUUGUUGAGAUGGUGUUUUAGCUUGUUAUGCUUUGCCUUACUGUAGCUUCUCUUGUUAUUGAUUAUGGUUAUAAAAUUGUGCCAAUUUUCUA
Messenger RNA from Alnus glutinosa, 1700 nucleotides. Its product is annotated as AT-hook motif nuclear-localized protein 10. Gene Ontology annotation, molecular function: minor groove of adenine-thymine-rich DNA binding. The transcript is spliced from 6 exons. The coding region runs from base 208 to 1323 and encodes 371 amino acids. Lineage: Eukaryota; Viridiplantae; Streptophyta; Magnoliopsida; Fagales; Betulaceae. The record is from RefSeq and is a predicted model, not a curated record.